UGGCAGACCUCUUCGGUGCCCUAUUCUUUAUUCUCAUUUGACAAGUUCAAUUCAAAAUGGUCAAGGUUUGUCUGCUAGCAUUAUUUUGUCUUUGUGCAGUUGUCACCGAUGCUCAAAUGCUCGGAGGACAGAUUUAUGCGAAAAUAAACGCAACGGUAUCAAUUUCAUUACCACAAGUUGCUAAUUAUCGCCGCGAAAUUCAAAAUGAAAAAGAUGUUUGGGAGGAACAUAUCUACAGAGUUUGCAACGGGAAGAAUAAGAAAACUUGUGGAUAUUGGGAGAAUGUUAAGACCAAAAAGAAGAUUCCAUCGGGACCCACAAACUACAACAAGAACAAGAAAAUGCUAGUUAUCAAGAAAAUGAGACUGUAUGAUUUUGGAAAAUAUAUGACUGGAAACAAGAAGACAUCGAAGACUGUUAUGUUCCAAGCUUGGUGAUCAAUUGUUUGGACCUAUAUUUCUUCGAAUAAAAUACGUUUUCAAUUAACGAUAAUGUGGGAGA
Messenger RNA from Caenorhabditis elegans, 501 nucleotides. It is a transcript of the gene K02E11.5, whose product is annotated as SCP domain-containing protein. Lineage: Eukaryota; Metazoa; Nematoda; Chromadorea; Rhabditida; Rhabditidae. Bases 57 to 437 code for a protein of 126 amino acids. The transcript is spliced from 3 exons. The record is from RefSeq and is marked reviewed.